AUGUCUCCCCAACAGCAGCCCUGGAAGGCAGUCUGGCCCGCUCCUGCCACGGCUGUCGACCAGGCCCAGGUCAUCCCCGAGAGCCUUUCACGCGAGGAGAUGACCAACCAGCGCUCCUUUGGCAGCCAUGCCUCCAACACCAAGGGCCGUAUUGUGCAUUUCAAGAAGUAUUAUGAGUGA
Messenger RNA from Canariomyces notabilis, 180 nucleotides. RefSeq lists its product as uncharacterized. The transcript has 2 exons. The record is from RefSeq and is a predicted model, not a curated record. Lineage: Eukaryota; Fungi; Ascomycota; Sordariomycetes; Sordariales; Chaetomiaceae. The coding region runs from base 1 to 180 and encodes 59 amino acids.